AUGCCUGAGAACAGCUCCAUCGCCAAAGGGCUGGCAGUGCUCCCUAGUUGGUUCCAGGCCACAGUAGCGAGGUCCUUUGGGACUCCCAAGUCAACCUGGGCAGCUCCCACACUAUCUACAGUAGUCAUUGUCACCACACCUGUAGACAUGGUAGGGAACCUCCUUGUCAUCCUCUCUGUGCUUAGGAACCGCAAGCUGUGGAACACAGGUGAUAAUUUGUCUGUGGUGACUCUGGCCUUAGCUAACCUGGUGGUAGCCUUGUACCCUUAUCCACUGAUCCCUGUGGCCAUUGUCCAUGAUGGCUGGGCCCUUGGGGAGGCCCACUGCAAGGCCAGCCCCUUUGUGAUGGGCCUGAGUAUCAUUGGCUCUGUCUUCAAUAUCACAGCCAUCGCCAUCAACCGCUACUGGUAUACCUGUCACAGUGCAAGCUACCACCAGGUCUGCAGUUACUGGCAUGCCCCCCUCUACACCAGCCUCGUCUGGCUCCUCACUCUGGUGGCCUUGGUGACCAAUUUCUUUGUGGGGUCUCUAGAGCAUGGCCCACGCAUCUACUCCUACCCCUUCAUCCAGACAGUCAGUACCCAGUACACUGCAGCUGUGGUUGCCAUCUACUUCCUCCUUCCAAUCACUGUGAUGUCUUUCUCCUACCUGCGAAUCUGCGUCCUGGAGCUCCAGGCCCGAAGGAAGGCCAAGGCUGAGAUCAAACUGCAUCUGAGGCCUGGUGACUUGCGCAGUUUCCUAACCAUGUUCGCAGUGUUUGUGGGUUUUGCCAUAUGCUGGGCCUCCCUCAACUGCAUCGGCCUUGCAGUGGCCAUCAAGCCAGAGUCAGUGGCUCUCCAGGUCCCAGAACGGCUUCUCAACUACUUCCUGGCUUACUUCAACAGCUGCCUUAAUGCCGUUGCCUACAGGCUCCUGAACCAGAACUUCGGCAGGGAGUACAAGAAGAUCCUCUCGGUCCUCUGGAACACUGGGCGUUGCUUCCCCAACGCCCCAAACUGCUUUGCUAAGGAGCUGCAGGGCUCCACACCACCUGCUGCCAGGGCCUCCACGCCCAUCAGGGGGAUGCUCUCUAGCCUGCAUCAGCAUGUGGACCUAGCAGCAAGCCUGUAA
Acomys russatus (golden spiny mouse) is the source of this 1110-nucleotide messenger RNA. It is a transcript of the gene Mtnr1b, whose product is annotated as melatonin receptor 1B. The record is from RefSeq and is a predicted model, not a curated record. Lineage: Eukaryota; Metazoa; Chordata; Mammalia; Rodentia; Muridae. Gene Ontology annotation, biological process: G protein-coupled receptor signaling pathway. Gene Ontology annotation, molecular function: melatonin receptor activity. Gene Ontology annotation, cellular component: membrane.